GUUUCGUAGACAAGGAAGAUCGGACAUAAACAUAAACAUUUCAAAUAGUUUUUCUGUGCAAGUACAGUAUAUCGAUUGCGUUGAAAAUAUUAAAUCGCUUUAAUUUCUUCUUAAAAGCAAGUUACUGUGCAUGUUUUACGUUUCUUAGCGGGGCGCUUUUGCUGCAUUAGCGUGUAGCAUAUCGAGAGAGAAAUGGACACGAGAGCCUUGAAGAAUCCCUAUCCUGACUAUACCCCAGAGCACACGCAGUCGCUUUUUGACUCCCAUGGCAAGUUGACGUCUACGUUUGCUAAGCGCUUAAGCAGCAAGAUCGACGAGCUUUUGGCUGUCAUGGAGAACGGGCUGAAGGCUGCCGACCCGAAAGAUUGCACCACUUACACAGGAUGGGCAGGCAUUGCAUUGCUCUACCUGCACAUCCACCGUAUCUUCAAGCAACCAGCGUUCCUCCAGAAGGCGCUGGAACACAUCAGCCGCAGUCUGAAGUACCUGACUCGCCGCCAUGAUGUCACUUUCCUUUGUGGUGACGCGGGGCCGCUAGCUGUGGCGGCUGUCGUCUACCACCGGCUGCAAAUGCCAGGAGAGGCCGACGAAUGCAUCAGCAGGCUGCUGCGGUAUCACGAGACGGUUAUGAAAGGUUCCGGCGGGUUGCCUGACGAGCUCCUCUACGGUCGGGUGGGUUACCUCUAUUCUCUCGUCUUUGUCAACCAGCAGCUCGGUGCAGACAGAAUUCCCUCGCAGCACAUCCGGCAGAUCAGUGAGGCCAUCCUGGCAUCGGGCGAGCGCCUCAGUAAGAAGUGUCGUGUCCAGGAUCAAAGCCCCCUGAUGUACGAGUGGUACAAUGAACAAUAUGUCGGCGCCGCCCACGGAUUGGCCGGCAUCUAUUACUUCCUCAUGCAGGUGACCGAACCGUCGACUUACCCAGAGAGCCCCAGUUUGACGCUUACCUUCUCUCACCCGGGGCAGGCUGGGUUUGUCGCGGCUGAGGAGAACGUUGGCAGGAUGGUCAAACCCAGCGUGGACUAUGUCCGCCAUCUCAAGUUCCCCUCUGGGAACUACCCUCCCUGUAUCGGAGAUGAUCGUGACCUGCUGGUGCACUGGUGUCACGGAUCCCCGGGCGUCAUCUACAUGCUCCUGCAGGCGCAUAAGGUGUUUGGUGAGUCUCCGUACUUGGAGGAUGCCCUGCAGUGUGGCGAGGUUGCGUGGCGCUGGGGAUUGCUGAAGAAAGGCUACGGCUUGUGUCACGGCGCGGCGGGCAAUGCGUACACCUUCCUGGCUCUGUACCGUCACACGCAGGACCCCAAGCACCUUUACCGAGCCUGCAUGUUUGCAGAUUGGUGUAUGAACUACGGCUCGCAUGGCUGCAGGACACCAGAUACCCCCUUCUCACUUUUUGAAGGCAUGGCAGGUACCAUCUAUUUUUUGGCCGACCUCCUGCAACCAACGCAAGCACGGUUCCCAGCCUUCGAGGUUUGAUUGAUUUGCCUCCCCCCCCUCAACCUCAAGCCAACAGGUAGAUGUCCAACAAGACCGGAUGUGUCAUUGCAGCUUACUUUCCUUCCAUUGAAAAAUUCACAUCACCUCAUCAUAGUCCAAACAAAAAUUAAAUAUUAUUUUGGGGGCUAACAGUAUGGGUGGACUAACCAUUUAGUAUUAGUGUCAUGAAUGGAUCCUUUGCACUGUCUGAGUAAUAAAUAAGUGAUUUCUCACA
Molecule: messenger RNA, 1708 nt
Organism: Syngnathus typhle (broad-nosed pipefish)
Lineage: Eukaryota; Metazoa; Chordata; Actinopteri; Syngnathiformes; Syngnathidae
Gene: lancl1
Product: LanC antibiotic synthetase component C-like 1 (bacterial)
Exons: 9
Coding region: 193-1473 (426 amino acids)
Biological process (GO): peptide modification; carbohydrate metabolic process
Cellular component (GO): plasma membrane
Source: RefSeq, a predicted model, not a curated record